AUGGCGUCGCUCGUCGCGCCAUCCCCCUUCGACGCGACGAGCUACGUCGCCUGGGCGCGCACGCUGGACAUCGUCGUCCACGACAGCUUCGGCCUCACGGCCGGCGACUCGGACGCGCGCGCCGUCGUCGCCGCCUGCGACGUCGACGCGUCGCCGGAGCGGCCGGCGGAGCUCGUCUUCGUGCCCUUCGACGCCAUGCUCCACGCGCGGUCGCCGCUCGUCUGUAGCGGCGAGCGCGAGGCCAACGACGCGCGCGCGCUCGGCGCGCUGCUCGGCAAGGUGACGCGCGAGGACGACGCGCUCGCGCUCCGGCUGCUCUACGAGCGCCGCAAGGGCGCCAAGAGCAGGUGGGGCCCCCACAUCGCCCUGCUCCCGGCGACGCCGCCGCACGCGCUGCUCCGCUGGUCCGAGGCCGAGCUCGCGGAGCUCGCGGGCUCCGACGCGCUCGAGCUCGCGAACCGCUGGCGGUCGCAGGUUUCGUCCGACUUUUCGGAGAUCGUCGACAAGUCGCGCGCGGCCGUCGAGGAGAGCGACCCGGGCAAGCAGCUGAGCGCGGCCGUGAAGGCGUCGCUGCGCUUCCCCUGGCUGGAUCUCGAAGGGUUUAGCUGGGCGGUGUCGAUGAUCUGGAGCCGCUGCGUGUCCGUGAGUCGCAAGGGCGCGCCGCCGAUCAAGGCCUUCCUGCCCGUGGUCGACAUGCACAACCACGACCCGGGCGCGCCGGAAAACCACGGCUUCGACGACGCGCGCGACGGCUUCGUCCUCCGGCGCACGGGAAACGCCAAAAAAGGCGACGAGCUGAAGCUCUGCUACGACGGUUUGCCGAACGCGUGGCUCCUUCUAUUGUAUGGCUUCGCGCUGGACCACGCGGCCCACGCGGGCCGCGACCUCUACGCGCCGCUGAGCCCCGAGGCUCCUCACUACGAGGCGAAGCGCGCGGCGCUCGAAAAGCUCGGUUUGGGCGCGACGGCGGACGGCGCGGCGCCGUUCCGCCUCGCGGCGGACGACGCGCUGCCCGAGCGGCUGCUCACGGCCCUCAUGGCCCAGCGCGCGACCUUGGACGAGCUGCCGGGCCUGCCCGCGACGAGCGAGGCGACGGCGCGCGCCGCGGCCGGCGACUUGGUCGCCGCGUGCGACGCGCUCCUCGCGGCCUACCGCGGCUCCGAGGACGAGGACGCCGCGGCGCUCGCGGACCCGGCGACGCCGCCGAGGCUGCGCCUCGCGCUCCUCGUCGACGGCCACUACGUGGCGACGCUCCACUGGAGCGACGCGGGCCUCGUCCUCCCCGAAACGCUGCACAUCACGGUCGUCGACGGCUACGAGCGCGACGCGUGCGCCUGGCGGCGCCUCGGCGGCCGCUGCGCCCUGUCGGCGAGCGCCGGCGAGGCGGCGGCGUUGGCCGCCUACGCGGCGGACCUCGCGCGGCCGCGCGACGGCCGGCCCUACGGCAAGGCCGCCGUGCUCGCGCGCGACGCGGCCGGCGCCGUCGCCGCGUGCGUCGCGCCCGCGGCCGUCGACGGAAGCGGCGCGGCCGUCUGCCUCUUCGCGACGCGAACGGAACCGCGGCCCCUCGAGCUGCGCGUGCUCAACGACGACGGCAGCGUCGCGAGCUCCCUGCGCGUCGCCGGCGCCGCGCCCGCGAGCUUGGGCGUCGCGCUCGUCGUGCGCAACGACGGUUACACGCGCGACGUCGCCGGUCCCACGAAGGCCGUCGCGGCCGUCGCGGCCUGCGCGCUCGCGGCGGCGGACCCGGCCGACGCACCGAAGCUCCGCGACUACGGCGCGUGGCUCCACGCCCGGCGCAAGUUCGCCGUCGUGCGCCGCGACGGCGACCGGCCGACGGCCUGGGUCAAGGCCGCGGACGACGGCGGCUCCGUCGAAGUCUGGUUCGAGCGCGACCGCGGCGCGCCGCCGCCCGCGCCGGUGCGCGCGCCGCCGCCGGCCGCGCCGCCGCCGCCGGCCGCGCCGGCGCGCGCGCCGCCGGCGAAGCGGCCCCUCGAGGUCGUCGAGGGCGCGUCGCAGGCGACGGCCGCGUCGUUCUACAAUACCCUCAAGCGCGACCGGGGCACGCAGCACGAGACGCGCAUCUACCACAUGCGGCGCUUCAACAACUGGGUCAAGAGCGAGCUCAUCCGGAAGGCGGCGGCCGCGAGCCGGCCCCCGGGCGGCCCGCUCAGCGUCCUGGAUCUCGCCUGCGGCAAGGGCGGCGACCUCUCCAAGUGGGCGAACGCGAAGCCCACGAACUACGUCGGCGUCGACAUCGCGAAGCAGUCUUUGGACGACGCCGCGGGGCGCCUGCGGGGCAUGGGCAACAAGCUCGCCGGCGUGCCCUGCCGCCUUGUCGAGGCGUCGCUGGGCAACACGUCGCUCGUCGACGGCGAAAGCGCCUUCGCGACGUGGGACGGGUCCUGCGACGGCGGCGCCUGGAGCUCGCGACCGCGGCCGCUCCAGCGCGACGCCUUCCACGUCGCGUCCAUGCAGUUCGCGAUCCACUACAUGUUCGAGACGCGGCCGCGCGCCGAGGCGCUCUUCCGGGAUUUAGGGCUCGCGCUCCGCGCGGGCGGCCGCUUCGUGGCGACGACCAUCGACGCGCGCGCGCUCGCGCGCGCGGCGCUCGCGCGGGGCCGCCGCGCGACGCCGGAGACGCCCUUCGCCGUCGGCGAGGGCCCCUGGUGGCGCGUCGACGUCGACGACGAGGCGCCCGUCGACGCGCGGAAAGGCCUGAGCGCCGUCGCGGAGGCGAAGGCCGCGCGGGCGGAGCGGCGCGUGCUGAGCGUGUGGCUCGAGGACGCGACCUACGAGAAAUUACGCGGCGCCGCGGACGCGGGCGACGCCUUCGGGCUGCGCUACUGGUUCCAGCUCCGCGACGGCGACGACGCGCUCGCCGUCGACUCGCCGGAGUGGCUCGCGCCGCUGCCCGUGCUCCAGGAGUUGGCCCAGGCCGCGGGGCUCGAGCUCAUCCGCGCGGACCCCUUCCCGUCGUUCCUCGAGCUGCGGCGGGGCGAGGACCCGGCGGGCUUCGCGCGGUCCGUGGACAAGAUGGGCGUGCCCGACCGCGCCGGGUCGCUGAGCCCCGCGGAGUGGGACGUGCUGAGCCUCUACGUCGCCCUCGAGUUCGUCAAGAAGGCCGACGCGCCGGUCGCGGCGGCGCCGGACCCCUUCGUGCUCGCCUUCCCCAAGGUGAAGCGCGACUGGGGCGACGGUUGGAAGACGCUCGACAAGGCGCGCCAGCUCCACCUCGUCGCGCUCUGCGCGCGCGGCGAGGACGGCUGGCGCCGGCCGCCGCCGGCGCCCGCGAGCCUCGCCGUGACCGAGCGCCUCGAGUCCGACGCGCCCUUCGGGGACUAA
Molecule: messenger RNA, 3345 nt
Organism: Aureococcus anophagefferens
Lineage: Eukaryota; Pelagophyceae; Pelagomonadales; Pelagomonadaceae
Exons: 2
Coding region: 1-3345 (1114 amino acids)
Biological process (GO): 7-methylguanosine mRNA capping
Cellular component (GO): nucleus
Molecular function (GO): mRNA 5'-cap (guanine-N7-)-methyltransferase activity
Source: RefSeq, a predicted model, not a curated record